GCGUGGACAGGGUCGUCUUCAACCGGCUUUCAACCACCCUGCCUGCGAAGAAAGCAUCAUUAUCAGUUUAACCAAGUUACUUUUUCACUUGUUUAACACUUUGGCGCUUUGGCCAUGUGAUUUAGAUGGCACUGUUCGCCCAUUAUCAGCCGUAAAAUAAAUGAUCUCUCAGGAGGGUCUAACCAAAAUGGGAACCAAUUGUUGGUUUUUGAUAAACUUGUGAAGAUUCUGAACGUUUGCUUGAUCGUCUCCUCUCAUAUCGACAUGUGCUACCAAUUUUACGUUUACAUUUUGCUGUUGGCGUACUAUAUGCAGGUUAUACACCGCUUUGUUUGGCACACUUGACUUUAAUGGUUUGUAUUUGUACAUUGUAAUCUGCGACCACACUGUGACCUUCCUACAGCCCAGUUCCUCUCUUCCACUUCUUCUGGGUGUGCACACGCCGUAAAUGCCGCAUUUUGUUCUGACGGUUGUACUCCUUGCUCGUAAAACAUUAAUGCGAUGGGAGGAAGUUUCCAUUAACCCAGAGAAACAGAUGAGUGCUGUGAGUCUUCGUUGAUUCAUAUCGCCUCAAUCUGAGUUCAGCGUUUCCUGGAAUUAGUCAGUCAUUAACCGUAGUGAAGCAACAUCGUGUCAAUUAAAAUUCUGUAAGAAAGAGGACGCACCUGACUGCCAGCAUAUCCUGCAUAAAAGCAUGCGAUACUGAAAAAUCUUUGCUUUCUGUGAAUAUGGUGACAAAAACCUUUAUUUCGCUAAAAGAUCUAAUGUUAAGAACCUUCAUUUUCCAUGCACGGAAACCUCAAUCUUCCUCAUUCAGCCUACAUUCAACCAGAUUCAAGGUCCAUCACCAUCACAUCUUUAGCUGUUUAUGUUUUCUUCGAAACUGUUUUAAGGGGAAGAUGGCCCUUGGAGACAUUAAAUUAGGCUAGUAAAUCAUGCAUGCUUUAUUUGUUUGUUUUACAAGUACCAUAUCUGUGCUUAGUCUAGCAAGAACAUGGUCAAUUUUUUUUUUUUACCAUGGUUUAGUUACUUAACUUAGUUUUCAGAAAGGGAGCGUCAUUAUAAAAUGUAUUUAUGUUCAUGCUAUUUGUUUCUUUGUUGCACUAAUAGACCUUGGCUUUGAGUUUUAACCCAAGUUAUAACUAGGCUGUGUCCGAAUAGCUAGCGUCAACAAUCAAGAAAGAACGUUGAAACGUGAAACUUAGCAACCGUAUCCAAGCAACGGAAACAUUCGGUGUCUUUCACCAGUAUUAGAUCUAAGGGCUGGUAAAUACUUUAAUUUGCACCAAAAUAUGAUGUCAUCCCAAAUUUUAGUGUCUCGCCCUUAUUUUGACACUCGGGUAGCGGCGCAGAAUGGCUCGCAGCCGGCGGUCACAAACCCGGAGACCACCGUUAAAGAAAGCGUGUACGCCGGUACAUCCGCCGGUCUGGCUACGGCGGGCUACCGAAGCUCCAAAUACACCCCCGAGGAGUGGCUCGCCAACAACUCCGCUCUGUUAAACCGCUCCGUCGCGGACCGGGAUCACGCGGAGAGGAUUUGCACCGAGUCCAAGGCGCUGAAAGCGGAGACCGACGCCGGGACUUUGCGCACGCAGACCGCGGGCACCAAACACCUGGGCGGCCGGCUGCAGGACAUCCACCGCUGGAGAUCCGAGCUGGAGCGGUUCAUCGAGCGGCUGAGCGCGGAAACGGACCUGCUGACGGCCUCCAGGCGGCGGCUGGAAAGAGCGCUGGACGCCACGGAGGUUCCCUUCGCCAUCGCCACCGAUAACCUCACCUGCCGGGAGAGACGCUUCGGACCGGAUCUGGUGGAGGACCAGGUGGAAGAGGAGCUUCUUAAGGAAGUGGAGCUGAUCAGAAGCAUCCAGGCCCUGCUGAAAAAAACUCUAGAUCAAACCGUCAACCAGAUAAGGUUGAACCGGGAGGUGAAGCAGACUCUUGAGUUAGACUGGUCUGAUAAGCAGCAUGCCUACAGUCUGGACGACCAGUGCGGACGCUUUAACAACAGGAGCACCGACACCCAGCGGCAUCCCAGCUCAGCCGUGCUGCAGGACCAGGUGUGCGACGAGGAGGUUUGGCGUAAGUUUACUCGAGAUAACCUGCGUCUGGCGGAGAGAGAGGAGGCGGCGAGCCAGGCCCUGAGGAGGCUGAUCGAGCGGGUCCUGCAGGAGACGUCCGAGGACCUGCGGGCGCAGUGCGCCGCUGUGGAUCGGGCCUUCAACCAGCGCUGCAUGGAACUGAGUCAAGCCAAAACACAGCUGGAGCUGCACCUGGCACAGAUUCUAGAGCAGAUCGGGGCCCAGGAGAGGAAUAUCUCGCUGCUGCAGCAAGCUGUGUAUGAUAAAGAAGCUCCUCUCAGAGUGGCUCAAUCUAGACUGCAUUGCCGAACCUUCAGACCCAACAUGGAGCUUUGCCGAGACCAACCCCAGCUCAGUUUGUUAGGUGAGGUGUCAGAGCUCAACAGUACAGUAUCAGCCCUCCAGCAGCAGCUGUAUGAAGCGCGCAAAUCCUUGUCCGACCUGGAAGAAAGCAGAAUGUCUCUGGAGAAAGACAUCUCGUGCAAAACGAAUUCUCUCCUCAUCGACCGAGAGAAGUGUAUGACGCACCGCACACGCUACCCUUCUGUCACAGUGCUGUCUGGAUACUGACACAGUGCACUUUUUAAAGGGAGGUCUGGAUUCAGCCACUUCCGGGGGCAUGUAGUGUUUUUUGAAUGCAGUGGUUUUGGCAAUUGUGUUAACAUUUUUUAGUUGACUCCACUUAAAUUUUUUAGUUGUCACUUACAUUAAUGAUUAAGACUUUUUUAGUUGAGUCAACUAAAAUAUUUUAGUUGACUCAACUAAAAAAUGUUUAGGCAGCGGGGUAACAAGUUAUUUCAAGUAGAAACAACUAUUGUUCGUCACAUUGUAUCAUCUGGUUUUAAAGAAAAUGUUUUUUGGAAAUAAAGCUAACGUUCUAGUUUUAAAUGAUGCAGAAUAUACUGAAAUGGUUUAGUGUGUACCAUUUAUUUGACAUCGAUAUUGUUUUCUACGUACUGUAUUAUGAAAUAACUAAACUAACGGUAAACUUUUUUUUAGGCCUACACAAAUUCAAAGUUUAAAACAUUAUUCAAAAAUGAACAUUUCUACACACGUCAUAUCAUUUCGAGCCUAUAUGACUUUUUUUCUU
Molecule: messenger RNA, 3168 nt
Organism: Puntigrus tetrazona (Sumatra barb)
Lineage: Eukaryota; Metazoa; Chordata; Actinopteri; Cypriniformes; Cyprinidae
Gene: tekt4
Product: tektin 4
Exons: 6
Coding region: 1293-2648 (451 amino acids)
Biological process (GO): cilium movement involved in cell motility; cilium assembly
Cellular component (GO): microtubule cytoskeleton; sperm flagellum; nucleus
Source: RefSeq, a predicted model, not a curated record